This is a messenger RNA of Elaeis guineensis (African oil palm), 894 nucleotides long. The record is from RefSeq and is a predicted model, not a curated record. Lineage: Eukaryota; Viridiplantae; Streptophyta; Magnoliopsida; Arecales; Arecaceae.
AGGGCCUCGCUCAGAAAUGGAGGAGGAGGAUCCGCACGAUCGAUCCAAUGGUCCAAAUGAUGAUGAUCACAUCAUCACUGAGAGUGCUGCAGUUGUGCGUGAUGAACCUCUCCGAGAUGACAAAGGUCCCCCGAAAGUUGACCAUGAGGUGGAGGUCCUUCACAAGAAAGUCAAGAAGCAAGUCAUUAAGGAGGGUCAUGGUCAAAAGCCAGCAAAAUUUGCGACAUUCUUUUCUAAUGCACUAUAGGGCAUGUGUUGAAAACUCUUCACACAAAUUUGAAGAUGGCUGGAGCAGCGACCGGUUGAACUUAUCUUGGGAAAAGAAAAAAACAGAAAUGACGGGGUUGAGCAUUGGUGUUGCAAGCAUGAAGAAUGGAGAGCGUGCCCUGUUGCAUGUGGGUUGGGAACUAGGCUACAGAAAAGAAGCAAGCUUUUCAUUCCCAAAUGUGCCCCCUAUGGCAGACCCUUUGUACGAAGUUGGGCUUAUUGGUUACGAUGAGCCAAAGAAGGGAAAGCCCAAAGUGACAUGAUGGUAGAGGAAAGAAUUCCAGCAGCAGAUAGAAGGAAUAUGGAAGGAGAAUCUUAGUUUAAGGAAGAAAAGCUUGAGGAGCCAUGCUACAGCAAUAGCAUAUAUGGGCGAUGGCUUCGUGUUCAGUUGUUUGGAAAAUACAGGGACAUGGCCUUGGCUGUGAAAAAUCCAUGUCAUCUUAACAUGGCUGCAUGCUUAAUUAAGCUAAAUCGAUAUGAAGAAGCCAUUGGACAAUGUACUAUUGUAUUAUCAGAAGAUGAAAACAAUGUGAAAGCAUCAUACAGACGAGGAAAAGCCAGAGCACAACUUGGUCAAACUGAUGCUGCCAGGGAGGACUUUCAAAAGGCCAGAAAAUUUGCUCCAGA